This is a messenger RNA of Dufourea novaeangliae, 3561 nucleotides long. RefSeq names its product focadhesin. The record is from RefSeq and is a predicted model, not a curated record. The transcript is spliced from 8 exons. Gene Ontology annotation, biological process: regulation of post-transcriptional gene silencing. Bases 1 to 3561 code for a protein of 1186 amino acids. Lineage: Eukaryota; Metazoa; Arthropoda; Insecta; Hymenoptera; Halictidae.
AUGGACGAAAUAGAGUACAAAUUAAAAUCCGCAAAUCCUGUUUUGAUAUCACAUGCAAUAUCGAAACUCUUCGAUUCGAUCAAGAAAAAGAGAAACGAUGGUGCCAAUGUUAAUAUUUCGCAAAUAGCUGAAUUUAAACUGCUGUCCGCAAAGCGAGACAGUGCAGACCUUGUACUCAGCGCAUCCGCUUGUCAAGCUCUGAUCGCGCUAGUCGAAAAUGGAUUGUGGGAUGUCGGCGAAGCACUGACCUCCUUUGUAUCCAGCAUCUCUUCUAUGAAAAAUUUUGUAGUAUCUGCUACCGCUAUUGGUCGCUUGUUAACUUUGAUUUUAAAAAACAAUAAUGAAAACAAUGCCAUGUAUCCAUUUACACUACAUGCACCGCAACAUCCUUUUAUAAUGAUUUUAAAUCAAGAUAAAUACAGUUGGCAAACUGUAUUAAACCAAAUGAUGUACAUUAUGAAUCAUCAGAAUCCAGGAAUCAAGAAAAACAGCAUAGAAAUGUUACGUCCUGUUUUUCUAUAUAUUUUAUGUAAUCCUUCAAAUACAUUCGACUGCUGUAUGCAGCCUGUUUGGAAAUUAUUAAUUAAAUCGGACCAUGGCAUAUAUUUACAGACGGAAGUCUUACUUUGGUUGCAUACCGCUGACGCCCGUUCCUGUGUAAAUACAAACUAUCGAAUUUUAGAAUUCACGGAGAAAGCAUUACUAGAGAAAAAUAAAGGGUAUUGUACAGCAUUCGCACCAAUAAUAGCAUCUGUGUCUUUGCAACUGUUAAAACAUGGAUCGGAUCCAAGACCAAACUUCGACAUAUUAUCUGUGAUUAUAGAUCAGUGCGAUGUAAAUAUAGGAAAUCUUAUGUUAGUAUUAUUGGCAGAAAUAAUAACUUUAUGCCCAACUAGUUACUUGUGUAGCAUUCUGCAAACAUGUACGACAAUAACAAAGAAAAUGGUAUGCAACGAUAUAUUUCUGAGCACUUUGAUGGCAUCAAUCUUAAAGUGGCUGGCAUACCCGUCCAUGUUAUGUUCGGAUGCUUUGGAUAUAGCAACAAAUUUAAUAAGAAAUAUGUUCGUUCGAGUGAAGCGUACGGCUUACGAUGACACGGUGUUCACGAGUAAAACUUUCAAAACUUUCAGUUACUUCGAUCCUUACGUUCAGUUCCACGUGGAGAUCGUGCGUAGUCUGAAUGUCUGCAACUCAAAUGAUAUUUUACUCUGGUUGAAGGGUAUGUCGCAAGUACCAAUCGAUUUGAAGCACAAAUGUAAACUGUUAUUGUCCGGACUAUUUUUACAAACAACACAUCCAGAAGCAGCUAAGUUAAGCUGCAGCAUACUUGUGGAUGUUUGCAGAGAAAUCAAAAGUUUCGAAUCACAUUUGCUGUCUCUAUUAUUAUGUAAAUUGGCCAAGAGUAAAAGCACCACAGAAUUAAGGUACUUGCUGCCUGUUGUACCAGAGUUAGUAACUAUGAGAGAAAACGUUCCGAUUGUUACCCACACUUUGGACUCGCUACUGCAGGGUGAUAGCCAAUUAAAAUAUUGUGCCAUCGAGCUGUAUCUGAAAACAUUGAAAGCACAACCAAGGUGUUGCCGGUUUGUGUUGGCUGCAAUAAUUGAUCUAACGAAAACCGAUCCUUCUUGGUAUUCGAACGCAAUCUGUACAAGAGCUAUGAAGUAUAUUUGUGAAAAUCAUCCUGAACAUGGAGAAACAUUGGUACCAUUGCUGUCACAAAUAUUAAAUCGUUCAACAGACAUAAAUGGUGGAACCGCAAGCGCACUCGCUAUUAAAAGUAUUUCUGCGCUUUGUAAAGCUUCUGUAAUAGAUAUUUCUUCAACCUGGAGAGUAUUAGCCCCAAAAAUGGAGAAAGAGAAACGUGCCGUUGUCUUAGAGAGUCUUUGCGAAUUGUUCGGUGAUAUUAUUUCGUAUCCGUCGUCUCUGGCUAUCGAAGAGCAUGAUCAACUGAUUACUGGUAUAGUUUCGAAUUUGUGGAAAUACGCGAUGUGUAACGAUACCAGAGUAAUCGAAUCUGCGCUUAAAUCACUGUGUUGUUAUCGUCUAGAGCAUAUGUCUCUGGAAACAUUACCUGCAGACUUUCGAUCGCAUCUUAUAACACAAAAAACGGGUCCCGUAACGUCAACGGAUGUUCCAACAAAACCGGAAGAUGUAUUUCAAUACAUCCCCUCCACUUGUUGGAUAGAAAUGCUUCAGAAAAUAAAUAAAACAGCGUUGUCCGUUGCUGGAGAUCUGUUAAUUUCAUUCGUGAACGAAGAAGUGUCUAAUUUUCGAUCAGGAAUUUAUAUUUGGCCUCACGGGGAGCCUGAGAAUUUUAAAUAUUUGCCGAAACAAAGCGUAAUAAGAGGUGUCGGUGAAUAUUUGAGACGAUCUAACAAAGCUGAAUCUAAUAAUCAUCGUAUUAUUACGGAAUGCCUGAGAAUUUUUGCUCAAAGAUACCCAAAACCGUUGCCAAAUGUUAAUUGGAAUAUCCUCAAAGAUACUGCCGUUCUAUCACCCGAAGCUAAAAAAUAUGCUUUUUCCAUCGCUUGUUACAAUGCGCAGGUAUCUUUGUCUGCCAGAUCUAUUAUAGAAGAUUAUUUGUCCACGUAUAAAUCAGAAACUAACCCCGAUGUCCACCUAAACAACGAGUGCUUCAUGCUGUAUUCGAAUCUUGAAGAUUUGUGUCAAGUCGUCGAACCGAAUAACAUUAAACCGUUCUUAAAAACCACAUUGAAAUAUGUACUACAGAAAAUGAAUUUCAAUAACGAGCAUUUUAUAAACUUAUUCGGUUCUAUUAUGUCUGCAUAUGCUCGAACUUUAAGAAGCCAAGACAUGAGCGACAAGAAUUUCACCCUCCUAUCCAUCUUACUGGAGAAACUUUUCUAUAGAGUAGAUUUAACUUGCGAACGUUUCAAGCCUUAUAUUACAGCAGUUCUGGAGUUGUCGACAAAGCACUUGGAGAAAGUUACAUCUCCUAGAACAUGGUUGGAAAUAACAAUUAAUGAAUUAAAAAAUGCCAUCGUGAUUAGAGCUGAAUUCAUUAUAAAGAAAUGCCCUGAAUCUCCUUUAACGUGGUUGAACGAACUCAUCGACGAAACAGCAUCCAUACCUAGCGUACAGGUGUAUCUUCUCGAAACUAUUCAAAGAAUACACAGGGAAAUGCAAUUUGUGAAGUCCAUCACAAAUUGGAUAGUAGAUUUUAUGACACAGAUUCAAGGAUUAUUGCUCGAAUCGUCGCAGGACAAUAGUAACAAAGUACAAUUUUACUGCAGCGUUUUAUUCGUGUCUAUCAUCAGUGUGUCUGGCAUCGAUUGCACAUUAAUGAAACAAGAUUCAUUGGCCACAUCUACGAACGUCCGAGUCGAGUUGUUUCCUCAUGCUAUCUCGAUCCUUUCUGAUAGGCAAGAUUGGAAGCAUGUGAUUCCUCAGAUCAUGGAAUGGUUAAACAACAUGAGAACAAGUACUAUUCCUAGUAUGUACAAGCUCAUAUUUCAUCGUUCAUUAAUUUCUGUAAGACAUAAUUCAUAUUAUAAGGAGGUAUGGUCGAAAUAUUUAUCGAUUAAGACUGAAGUGUAA